Melanotaenia boesemani (Boeseman's rainbowfish) is the source of this 1782-nucleotide messenger RNA. RefSeq lists its product as uncharacterized. The coding region runs from base 91 to 963 and encodes 290 amino acids. NCBI's taxonomy places the organism in Eukaryota, Metazoa, Chordata, Actinopteri, Atheriniformes, Melanotaeniidae. The transcript has 4 exons. The record is from RefSeq and is a predicted model, not a curated record.
CCUAUUGGUGUUGCUGUUGACCGUGGGGAAGUUUCUCCUCAUUCACACAGAACCCCAGGUUGUAAUUGAAACGGCCUUAAUUGCGCGAGAAUGGCGGAGUCGGAGACGCUACCCGUAGAGGAAAGGGAAUUUCAAACGGUUGUUGCUCAUAUCGGGGGUAAAGAGAGGAUUUAUCUGGUUAGUGAUGCCUGCAAAAGUAAUGGCGUAGACGCGGGUGACGCUGGGAUAUUGCAGGAGUUCGUGGGAGACAUGUUUCACAACGACAACCCUGCGAUCAGUAAAGACCAGCUCCGUUGCUCUCCUCAAAGUGAUACAAUGUGUGAAAGUCCUUGCAAAUCAGACACUGGAAAAUGCAAUGAAAUUCCUUUGACAAAAGCGACCAGUGACUUGAGGUUGGAAGUGGACAGAGGGAAGGAGCAACGGCCAACGAGCAACAAUCAGAGAACAGCCACGAGGAGGGUUAAUAUUUACAGCACGAAGCGAGCGAUAGACUCUCCGGUCAUUAUAUUCAUCUUCAGACAGACAUUUAUCAGUAAAGUUCCAAACCAGGUGUGCUUAAAAGAAAUCUUAAAGGACGUAAAGGCGCGCACGAAAUGUGCGUCUAUCACUCUACCAGCUCUGAUUGGAUUAAUACGCACCACGCAGGAGAGCGACGAAACACGUCAGUGUGCGCAAGUCCUGGAAAGUGAGAUGCGCGCGGUGUUCCACAAACAUUCACCAGAGACGAUAUGGGUCGGCUGUUUCAUCCCGAAGACAGAGGCCUCAGUGCUCAACAUCAAGAAAAAUGCUUGCAAAGUUGUUUGCGCAUCUCAAACAGCAGAUAAUACCAGGGAUAGAGGGGACCAGUAUUUGUGGUCAUUUCAUAUCAUUUUGGUCAUAUCAUUUGUGGCCAGACCAACAACAAAUCUUCAAACUGCAAACAAAAAGGUGAUGCUGGAAGUGCCGAGGAAGGGAUCCCUCUGAAAACCAGCAUCUUGGCCUCUUAGCUUCAUGUAAACGAAUAACCUGAUUGAAUAGGUCUAUUACUGUAGACAUCCAUAUUAUCACUGUGAAAUGGCCUCAUGGUGUAAUAGAGCCUUACUACAUAUUACAUUACUAUUUGGUGCUCCAAAUCCCUACACUGAGUCAAGAUUGUUUCUGUCCUGAAUGUUGCUGCUUUACGCAUUGUCCUGAACAGUGCUUGUGUCCGUGUAGCGAUUAAUUUAACACCACAGUUCAUGUUUUUUACUUUGGACAGAACCAGUCAAUUACACAAGUGGAAAAAAGGGCAACUGAAGAUCUCCUAACGCACUGUAUACCUGCUGCUUGAUGCUAAUUUGAGUGUGCAUUUAAUGUGAGAGUAUAUCAAUGAAAGAUCAUAUUAACUGACAGUAAAGGCCUUAACCGAACUAAGAUUUAUUACUGCAACUGAGUGAAAAGCGUCUACUUAAUGUCAAAAGUCUCAUUUAAAGACUUACAAAAUGUUUGCUUCAUAUAGUUGAAUGGUUUGCAAUUGCCACUUUUAUUUAGUUGAAAUACCUGAAACCAGAUGUUCUGCUUUAGAGUAGUCUACCUGUUGUACAGAAAACUGGAACACCAAAUCAUAAGUGGUGUUUUCCCACAUUUUUCAAGAAAUGUGACUUUUUAUUAUAUAUGUUUUUUCUUUCAUUAAAUAUCAGUCUGUCUUAGAUGAGGACUGAUGAGAUAUUUGCCACAGGCAUGUAACACACAGUUGUUACUUUUGAAGUAUUUAUGUAGGUUGUUGUUCUGUCCAUUUUUAUCAAUAAACACAUUUGAACUCGA